AUGGAAACCGAUGGAACCUUACCAAUAUCACCGGCAUAUGGAGACGACGAUGUAUUCGAUGAAACUUUGUCAGAGGCAAAUAGCGAAGACGCUCCAUUGGAACCAAGGUUUAAAUACGAACGAAUGGAUGGAACUGCUGCAAAACAAUUGUAUAACAAUGAAUUAUUCUCGGCCGUAGAUGUACAUGAAAAAUUUAUUGCUAUUGGAACACAAUCUGGCAAAAUCUACGUAAUGGAUCAUCAAGGAUUCGCUGAUUUCGAAAAUGUUCCGAUUAUGAAACCUCAUCGCUGUCCAGUUUCGAAACUGAAGAUUGAUAAAACUGGAUCAUACAUCAUCAGCUGCGCAAAUGAUGGAAAAGUAGUUAUCUCUGGAAUCGGAUCAAGUGGUCUGUGUUGUACAAUCAAUAUCAAUUAUAUGCCACGAUCAAUAGCAAUUGAGCCCGAUUUUGUCAGAAGUCAAUACCACAGUUUUAUAUUAGGAGAAAGGCGAUUAGUUCUAUAUGAAAAGAAAUUGUUUUAUAAAACGACAAACGUUUUUUCUGGGGCUGAACGUGAUGGCUUUAUUACUUGUUGCUCUUGGGAGAACGAUUAUAUUGCGUUUACCAACGACAUGGGCACACAAAUUUACGAUAGGAAAACGUUAAAACAUCUCACUAGUGUUCAGCCUUCACAUGAUAUUGAUCGAGUGCGUUCCGCACGUUCUCCUCCAAGACACGCAUGGCUUCCGAAUAAGAUGCUCCUUGUCGGAUGGGCUGAUACGAUUACAACACUUAAAAUUGUUAUUACUGAAACGGGCGAUCGACGAGGCGAAGUUCACAACUGCUUCCAUGUGCCGUUGUUUGUAUCAGGAGUGACAUAUACACAUAAUCGUUCGACAAGUGUCUUUGAAAUUUUCAUCACGGGUUUGGAAAUCGCUGGAGAUGAACUCGACGAUGCAGCGUCGGUGUAUUCUGCAUGCACAACACUCACAGCAUUAGAAAGUAAUGUCUCAACUGUUUUAAAAACAAUAGUUCUUCGGCCAUUAGGAUACAAAGAAUAUGAAUUGCAGUCUGAAGACACCCUAGAUAACAUUUCAUUGCCAAAUGCUUUGCCGUGUAAUGUGCAUAUGGCAGGAAUUCCUUCGCUGCACGCUUAUUUUCUCAUAACCUUGAGGGAUAUCAUCGUCGUUGCACCAUAUGGAGCAAUCGAUGGUGUAAGAUGGCGGCUGAAAUAUCAUUUAUGGGAUCAAGCUCUUGAAAUGGCGCGGCAGAACCCAAAAGAAUUGGAAUCGACAGAUUUCAGUGUCAAAUUGGUUGGAAGAAAAGUUGUUGAAGGAUUUUUGAAGAGUGAUCGGCCAAAAGCUGCUGCAGCACGUUUACCUUUGGUGUGCGGUGAGUCGAAAGAAGAAUGGCAAUGGGCUGUCAACUUAUUUGAAACAAUGAGAUUAUGCACUCUUCUUGCCGAAGUUCUACCAACCGUAUCUCCGCAACUUGAGCCGGAAAACUAUGAAUGCGUUCUCCAGUCCGCUUUGUAUAACGAUGUAAAACUAUUUCGCAAAUUGAUUCAAACAUGGAACCCUGAUUUAUACCGAACAGGGUAUAUCAUUGUGAGAACACAAUAUCGAAUCAAGGAAGUAUCAGAACUUGAAGAUAAAGGGGCCGAAGACGAAAGAAUAUUAAUGGAAAGUCUGGCUUAUUUGUAUUUAUACGUGAGAAAAUAUGAAAAUGCCUUGAAAAUCUAUAUUUCUUGCCGAGAUAGUCAAAUUUUCCCAGUCAUCGAAAAGUAUCAACUGUUUGAUUUGGUUAAAGAUCAAAUAUCCGAUUUGAUGGCAAUUAAUUCUGAUCUAGCAUUGCGACUUCUUCUUGACAACGCUGACAGUGUUCCGGCUGCGUUUGUCAUGGAUAAAAUUGCGAGACAGCCAAAACUUCAAAUGGCUUAUCUUUCUAAGUUGAUUGCUCGUAAUGAAGGAAAUGAAUAUGCUGAUAAAAUUGUUCAACUUUAUGCGGAAUACGAUCGCAAAAAGCUGCUACCAUUCUUCAAACGAAAUGAGCAUUAUCAUCUGAACAAAGCCUUAAAAGUAUGCCAAUCGAAGAACUAUGUCGAAGAAACGAUUUACCUGUUGGCUCGCGGUGGAAAUCAAUUCGAUGCCGUACAACUUAUGGUUAAAUCUUAUGAUAGUAUAGACAAAGUAAUUGACUAUUGUAAAGAUCAGGAUGAUAAGGAUUUGUGGCUUCAUAUGGUGAAAGUUGUUGUGGAAACGCCUGCCCACGUUGGCUUCUUAUCGAAGCUGCUUGUUGAAGCAUCAUCUUGCUUAGAUCCAAUUAUAGUUCUUGAAAAAAUGCCAGUUGAUACUGAUACUCCUGGAAUUGGGGAUGCACUUUCAAAAGUACUUCUGGAUGUCUCCAAUCAGCUAGAAAUCCGUGAAGGAUGCUAUCUUUCAAUGCUUUCUGACUCAGAAAUUCUCAUCAAAGGCUUUCUCGAUGUUGCGAAUAGCGCAGUGUUUGUGACGCAAAAGACUGCGUGCUCAUGCUGCGGAAUGGAAGUGAAUAACGCCGAGCAAAAACGUGGAGGAAAGUAUCAUGUAUACGCCUGUGGACACACGGCGCACACAGAUUGCUGUGAAGAGGUUCAACGACGACAUUUGAACGACGAAGGAGGAUGCAUUACCUGUGCCGAUCGACCAAUUGAAUAA
Messenger RNA from Caenorhabditis bovis, 2670 nucleotides. The record is from the annotation of a GenBank genome assembly. NCBI's taxonomy places the organism in Eukaryota, Metazoa, Nematoda, Chromadorea, Rhabditida, Rhabditidae.